GCCACAGCUUGUCUGCCCAUUGGACUUCUUCAGGAAACCCUCAGCAUGAUCUCUACCCACCAGAACAUGACAACUGCUCCAAACAUGGGCAUCACCAGCUCCCCGCCUCACAACUGGAAGGGAAUUGGGAUUGCGAUGCUGCUGGUGGCGAUGUUGACAUCAGUGAUCAUUGUGGCCAUCCUGAUGCUCACUCCAGAAGACCCCCCAUUGGGCUUCCGCACUCCAUUGACUCUUGCUGACCUGGAGAAUGAUGAACUCCAAACCCACCAACCCCAGCUACGUUGGGCGACAGAUGAUGAGUUGGUGGCACUAAGCAACACGGGGACCAUGAUGAAGUGGCGCAUGCGCCAAAAGAACGGCACCCUCUUGGUGGAGGACAGAGACCUGAAUUUCUUGAAAGCAUCCCGGUUCCAAGUGUCUCCAGAUUUGCAGUUCCUGCUUCUGGCUUGUGACGUACAACAGGUUUUCCGCUACUCUUUCACAGCUCGCUACCUGAUCUAUAACUUGGCCACCAGGGAGACCAGCAACCUAGACGUGCCCAAAGCAGAUGGCAUGCCUCUGCAGUAUGCAGCCUGGGGAGCCCAGGUUAACCAGCUGGUGUUCAUCCUGGAUAAUGACAUUUAUUAUCAGCCUGGAGUCUCCAGCCGGGCCAAGCGUAUCACCUCAACCGGACGUCAAGCAGUUGUGUACAAUGGGAUUGCUGAUUGGCUAUAUGAAGAGGAAAUCCUGCAGACAGCUAGUGCACACUGGUGUUCACCUGAUAGCAUGUGGCUAGCCUACCUUACCAUCAACAAUUCUCUGGUGCCCAAGAUGGAGCUGCCCCAGUUCCUAGGAGGAAACUACCCUGCCAGCCAGCACUAUCCCUAUCCUAAGGCUGGACAGCCCAUUCCAUCAGUCCAGCUCUUUGUGGUGAACCUGUCUGGGAUGCUUAAUGUGCAGGAGUUACUUCCUCCAGAAUCCUUCCAGGGCAGGGAAUAUUAUAUCACCGUGGUAAAAUGGGUAGCACACUCCCGGCUGGCUGUGCGAUGGUUAAACAGGCCGCAGAACAUGUCUGUGCUGAGUCUGUGCGAAGCUGCCACAGGAGCUUGCACUGAGAGAUACCAGAUGACAUCAGACUCCUGGGUGGACAUGCAGCAGGGAAUGCCCAUCUUUUCUGAAGAUGCAGAGAUCCUUUUUCUGCCAGUGCCUGUGAAGCAGGGUGCACGAGGAGCAUUCCACCAUAUCACCAUGCUUUCCACGCAGCCCAGUCGCAAGGAAAGUAGCGUGCGCCUCCUGACCUCUGGGAACUGGGACGUCACCAGGAUCCUGGCAUAUGAUGAGAAUAGCAAACAGCUAUAUUUCCUGAGUUCUGAAGAAAGGCCCAACUCUAAACAUUUGUACAGCCUUGACCUUGACGGCUCCUUCAACCGCACCUGCUUGACCUGUGGCCUGCGCCCUGGCUGCUCCUUUGUAGAUGUCAGUUUCAGUCCCAAGAUGGGGCAUUUUAUACUGUUCUGCAGAGGGCCUGGAAUCCCUCAAGUUUCUGUUCAUUGCACAACUAAUCCCCACAACUUUCUUCUCCUAGAAGAGAACCGGCCUUUGCAAGAUGGCCUUAUGCGUAAAGAGAUGCCAUUGGUGGAAUUCCAGUCCUAUCAGCUAGCCAGCUAUGACCUGCCUGUGCGUGUGACUCUGCCGCCACCACACCGGUGUACUUUCUGCCCUUUGCUACUGAUGCUUCCAGAAGCCCCUGGAGGCCAGCUGGCCACUGAGGAAUUCCAUCUUGAUUGGGAUACCAUCCUCUCCAGCUCUUUGGGUGCUGUGGUCAUCCAAUUUGAUGGCCGUGGCUCUGGAAAUCAAGGGCUCAAGCUGUUGCAUGAGGUCAGCCACCAGCUCGGUUCCUUGGAUGUCAAGGACCAUGUAGCUCUCAUGCAGUGGCUGCUGCAGCUUCCCCAUGUGGAUCGUAGGCGCAUAGCAGUCUAUGGAAAGGCCUAUGGAGGCUUUUUAGCACUAAAGCUCAUAGCAACAGCAGAAAACCUGUUCAAAUGUGGCGCAGUUGUGGCACCCAUUACCAGCUUCCGUUUCCAUGCUGCCACCUUCUCUGAACGCUACCUAGGGAUGCCAGCCCGUGAGGAUGCUGCCUACACGGUGGCCUCUGUGCUGGAGGAAGCAUCCCGCCUCAAGGACAGAAACAUCCUCCUUGUCCAUGGAACUGGAGAUGCCACAGUGCAUUUCCAGCAUACAGCUGAACUUCUCGUCCAGCUGCUGGCUGCAGAGUCAAACUAUACCACGCAGAUCUACCCAGAUGAAGGCCACACAUUCUUUUUGGAUACCAACCAGCGCCAUCUGCACCAGACGCUCUUCUCCUUUUUUCAGGGCUGCUUCAAGGAUUCAAAGCCCACACAUCUGCUAGCUGAGGAAGAUGAGGACUCAUAGUGCUUUUACAAUAAGGGAUACUGAGGAUCACCAGUAUGCUGAUCUCCCUUGUUUUUUUUCUGUCUUGACAACUCUUGCACAUCCCAAGGACCAACACUCUGUGUGUGCAUGUGUGUGUGUAUAUACUGCAUUAAGCACACAGUUUGGCAUUGUCGAUCACAGAAUGAAGCACCCCGAGAAUGUCUGCUUUCAAUUUUUUUAAGCGGGUUUCUAGCACUUAAGGCUGUGAAGACAGCUUUUAAAAUAUGUGUAUGUAUGUGCAUGCAUUAUGCCUGGGGGAAGUUCCAGAGCCAGACAGACUAAGCUGGACUUCUAGAGGUCGAGGGAUGGUGGUUAUUUCCCCCCUAAAUGCCUUGUGUGUUCCUUUGCCCAUGCAGAAGAGUAGCAUAAACAGAACAAGCUAUGUAAUAUAAGCAGAUGUAUGCAAAUUCACUUACUCAUAUUAUUUAUACAGGUUGUGUAGUUGACCUCUUCUUGGCACAGAAAGAUAUGGGCUGACUUUCUACAGAAUUGUUAUU
This is a messenger RNA of Rhineura floridana, 2930 nucleotides long. Its product is annotated as inactive dipeptidyl peptidase 10-like. Gene Ontology annotation, molecular function: serine-type peptidase activity; dipeptidyl-peptidase activity. The record is from RefSeq and is a predicted model, not a curated record. Lineage: Eukaryota; Metazoa; Chordata; Lepidosauria; Squamata; Rhineuridae. The coding region runs from base 46 to 2412 and encodes 788 amino acids. Gene Ontology annotation, biological process: proteolysis. The transcript has 26 exons.